This is a messenger RNA of Cryptococcus wingfieldii CBS 7118, 2163 nucleotides long. RefSeq lists its product as hypothetical. The record is from RefSeq and is a predicted model, not a curated record. Lineage: Eukaryota; Fungi; Basidiomycota; Tremellomycetes; Tremellales; Cryptococcaceae. Gene Ontology annotation, molecular function: mRNA binding. The transcript is spliced from 6 exons. Gene Ontology annotation, biological process: mRNA processing. Gene Ontology annotation, cellular component: spliceosomal complex. The coding region runs from base 1 to 2163 and encodes 720 amino acids.
AUGCCUUCCUACCUCCCUCCCUUCCCUCCGCCCCCCUUCCCCCCCGGCAUCUCCCCCAACGCAAACCCCGGCACGCCCGGACAGUAUCCUCCCCAGACACCCAUGCCGGGUAUGAUGGGUAUGCCCCCGAUGCCUCCCGGCAUGAGACCGCCUCCGCCCGGAAUGGCGCCCUCGCCGGCUCGGCCCAACCACCCCGGAUUGGGGAGCCAAUACCAACCUCAUCAUGGUUUACCUCGAGCGCCCAACCUUGCUCCUGGACCCCCUCGAGCGGACGUGAAGACUACCAAGGUGUUUGUUGGGGGUAUCGCCCCAGGUAUCUCGGACGAAACCCUUACGAAUCUACUCAAUGCUUGCGGCCCCCUGUAUGAACUCAAGCGAGUAAUCGGGGCCAGUGGUAAACCCCAAGCUUUCGGUUUUGCCUCAUUCGAGAAUCCCGAAAUCGUGCUUCGUGCGAUCCGCUGUCUCAACGGCGUCGAGCUGCCCGAUAUCACUCCCCAGGGCAAGGCUGACGGCGCACCCAAAAAGAAGCUGGUGGUAAAGGCAGAUGAAAAGACGACGGAUUUCUUGAAUGAUUUUGAAGCUGCUUUAGGAAGGUCAGAUUCGGAUGAACAAGCAGAUGCCAUCACCCGCAAAUCAAUCCAGCACAUUGUCGCUCUUCUCACCGACCCCAACGCUCAACAUCCUGACGGCUCUGCCGCCGCCCAGGACUCUCAUGUUAUCGUCCCCCCGCAUCUCCAAGAUCUCCAAGAGGGUGACCUCCCCGAAGACCAGCGUGUCGCCGUACUGGAUCAGAUUGCGAUCUUUAGAGAGAAUGCCGCAAAGAGAGAGAGGGAGAAGAAGUUGAUGGAAGAGGAGAAGGAGAGGUUCAAGGCCCAGCAGAACCAGGGCCAGGGUGGGUAUGGGCGGCAGCAACCUCAAAGCCAAGGUCAAAACCACUACGGGAACAGGGGAUCGGGAUGGCAGCAAGAGCCUCCUAUGAGGCAGUUUGGGACGCCCCAGGGGCGAAACAGCGCCGGACCGAGUAGAACGUUUGGCAGUCGGGAUCAGGGCCAACAACGUGACCCUCAAGCGUAUGACAAGCCUGUCAACUUUGUGGCUGCUCAGACUGUGGAAGGCAAGGUGGAGAGCGGACGUACGGAUGAGGAAGAGGAACAGUUCAGGCGGGCCGCCAAGCAGCGUGAUCUGGAUAUUGCUUUGCGAGACGCCGAAAGGCGUGUCGAGGCCCGUGAACGCUCCCGCCUCACUACUCUCAACAACGAGCUCCAACACCGCCAACAAACAAGCUCUUCCAUCUCUUCCCUCGCUUCCCUCCAAUCCGCCCUCUAUGCCGCGCUCGACGACUUGGACCCAUCCAACAUCAGACUCCCGCCCAAUCUCGGCCCGAGGGAUGCGUCAUUCUUCAAUGACCGCAAUGCCUGGCGUGCGCGCAGACAGAGAGUCCGGGCGAAUGAGUACCAAGCGGAUUUGAGGGAUAGACAGGCGGAAGAGGAUGAGAGGGUGAGGGCGGACAGGGAGAGUGAAGAGUUCUUGCGGAGACAGAUGGCGGAGCUCAAAGAGCUUGAACAGCGUCAGCGUGCUCGAGGUCUUCUUACUGAAGAUGCCGCCCCGAUCAAGCUCGCCCUUUCUGCCGCUGCCCCUCCCCCACAGCCAAAGGAAGAAAAGAAGCCCGUGCCCCACGCUCGUCCUGGUGUACAGUUUGACGAAGAUGAGGAUGACAAUCCGGCAAAGAAGCGUCGCACAUUCGUCAAGUUGGAUGAUGAUAAUGCGGCGAACGGGGGCGAGGCAGGGCUGUCGGAGGCGGAGAAGAUGGCGAGGAGGAUCGCCAAGCUGGUGGAGAUCAAGAAGGACGUGCCUAGAGAUAGGAGAGGGCUCUGGAGGGUGCCGGUGGAGUGGGCUGCUAUCAGUGAUCGCCUCAACCAGAACAAGAUCAAACCCUUUAUCAACGCCAAGAUCACAGACUAUCUCGGCGAACCAGACGUCGACCUCGUGAAUUUCGUUCUGGAGCAUUUGCAGGGAAAGAAGGGCCCGGACGAGCUUAGAGAUGAUUUGGAACCUGUCUUAGCGGAAGACGCCGAGGCAUUCGUCAUCCUGCUCUGGCGUCAACUUGUUUUUGAGAGCUUUGCCUACAAGGCCGGUACCGAGACUGGCGACAUGAUGAUCUAG